Molecule: messenger RNA, 2333 nt
Organism: Scylla paramamosain (green mud crab)
Lineage: Eukaryota; Metazoa; Arthropoda; Malacostraca; Decapoda; Portunidae
Product: probable E3 ubiquitin-protein ligase HERC4
Exons: 13
Coding region: 1645-2058 (137 amino acids)
Biological process (GO): protein polyubiquitination
Molecular function (GO): ubiquitin protein ligase activity
Source: RefSeq, a predicted model, not a curated record
AAAAUCAUUUGCGUAACGUAAAUAUGGCGGACGUGACGUCAUCAGCCGCCUUCAUCCGGGGACCGAGACCCUGGACCUUCCCUCCUCCCAGUGCCCUUCCAUCAGUAUUUAGUGUUAUUUCCUAUAUUUUCCAGCUGUUUUCAUGCAUAGAGAAGAAUAGAAAGAGGAGGAAAGAAGGAGAAAUGAAGAAGGAGGAGGAAGAAGAGGGAAGGGAAGGAGGAAGAGGAGAAGGAAAAGAAGAAAUAUUAAGAAAAGAUUUUCACUGAAUUUCCAGCGUUUUAAAGUGAGACGGCCCACAGAGUCGCGCCAAAAACGUGGAUCUACAGGCCAGGCAUCUUAUGUUUAACCAGGUGUACAAGGUGCUGGCUUUCAAGGGCUCCUCCACACCUACAGACACACGCACACACCACCAGAUACAGGAAGAAUUAAUUGAUGAGCUACAGAACUACAGCAUCGUUCAGGUGGCAGCCGGAGACCAGCACUCUCUUGCUCUCACCUCCUGGGGCCUGAUCUACGCACGGGGUGACAAUGGGUACGGUCAGCUUGGCGUCAACUCCUGCGACAGUCACACCGCCACACGCAAGCUUGUCAAGAGUCUGGCCAGGAAGGUGACAGUGCAGCUGGCCUGUGGCGCCAACCACACCCUUGCCUUGACUGCUGAUGGUGACAAAAUACCUUCGGCCAGUUGGCACUUAGACACCGACAGGGGCCCCAGAAGGAUCCUGCCCUGGUGACCUCCUUGGCUGGCACCCUCUUAGUCCUGCUGGCCGCUGCGGGUCACCACUCUGCUGCCGUGACCCAGGCCGGCUACCUGCUGUUGUGGGGGUCAAACAAGCAGGGUCAACUGGGCUAUACUCCCAAGGGUGAUCCUCUUGUUAGAUCUUCGCAGGGGGUGACGUCAGCUUGGCCACUGUCAGCAGGGAGAGUGGGGGUGCUGAGGACUUUUGCAGCCCUCCCCUACCCCGACCAAAUGCCCUCUCUCUCACAAUUCAAGGACAUAUGAUUAAGAAACUUCUGUCAAUUGAGGAAGAAGACAUGAUUGAUGACGAUUUGUUUACGUACACAGAGACAGUGUUUGCCUCAGUGUGCGCUUGGAACAGCUCCCUCACGCUUGCUGGCUUGCACAAACACACACACACACGGGCUGGACUACCGUUUGGCUGAGGACUGUGUGGCUCAGAUUGGCCGGAUUGCAAGGGAGACCAUCCAGGAAGUGGCGAGUUCGUACUGGCAUUCAAAACGUGGCCAAGAGUCUUCCUUCGCAUCCCCCAGCCAGGACGCCUUACGCUGUUAUGUCCUUCCCCUGUACAAGGACUUCACUGACCCUAAACAAACGGCCAAACUCCAAACGCCGUAUGCUGAGGGAGUGUUGAAGCUUGGCAAGGAGAUGGCGGAGGUGUUCAGGACUUUACACUAAGGCUGGUUACUUUGUACAAGAAUGUGGUGGUACAAAUACUGAAUUCAGCUCACCAAUGUAGCUCUGAGAGACCGGCGUGCCCUCGUGUCUUCCCUGCGGCUGUUGUCCCUGGUCCACGGUCUGAACUUCCAAGCCGGCUGCCGAGUGGGGCGGUUGAACUACGACGACUUUUACAUCCCAGAAAUUGCUAUUAGAAAAUUGAUAUUAGGAAUGAUUACUUGAACUGGAUGAACAGCAGGCUUCACCCGAUGUCCAGGAGGGAGAGUCCAAUCCUGUUCUGUGAGUAUCCAUUCUUGUUCGACCCUCAGGCCAAGAUGCUGCUGCUCAGGUGUGACGCCACUCGGCAGGGCGAAUGUUUCCCAGACCACCCGGUCAUACGCACGUUCUGGGAAGUAUUUCACAAACUCUCCCUGGAGCAGAAGAAGUUGUUUUUGAAGUUCCUGACGGGCACUGACAGGGUUCCUAUUCUGGGCCUGAAGGCACUCAAGUUGAUGAUCCAAAGCACAGGAGACGACAGCUUCCUUCCGGUCGCACACACCUGCAUCGCCCAACUCGACCUGCCAAAAUACAACACCAAAGAGAAGCUGAAAUACAAACUUCUACAGGCCGUACAGCAGAGUGAAGGGUUCGGCCUGGUGUGAGGGUGUCAGGGGGUGUUGACGGGGUGUGAGGGGGUGUUGAAGGGUGUGAGGGGGUCAGGGGGAGGCUGUGUGAGUUGGAUAAGAGUGACCUUGUGUGUGGGAGGAAGUGCCUGUUAAGAAAAUAGAAUAUAUAGAAAUUAAUAGAAAAUAUAUGUAAUAGUUUACAGAAUUAUUAUUAUUAUUAUUAUUAUUAUUAUUAUUAUUAUCAAAUUGAGUAUAUUUUUUAGUCUUGUUACAAAAAAAAAUGAGUGAAAUAAAGAAAAUGAAAAAGGUAA